Messenger RNA from Brassica oleracea var. oleracea, 3343 nucleotides. RefSeq names its product protein NLP2-like. Gene Ontology annotation, molecular function: protein binding; DNA-binding transcription factor activity. The transcript has 5 exons. The record is from RefSeq and is a predicted model, not a curated record. NCBI's taxonomy places the organism in Eukaryota, Viridiplantae, Streptophyta, Magnoliopsida, Brassicales, Brassicaceae. The coding region runs from base 410 to 3121 and encodes 903 amino acids.
UGGUGAUGAUAAUAGAUCAUCAACUUGAGCAAAAGACUUUUUCACAGCUUUUUUUUUUGGUUUUUUCUCAGAAUCUUUCUAUCAGUUAUGUGCUUGUGUACCAAUAAAAAUAGACCAAACAAACCUCUUUCUAACCGAAAACAGAGCAAAAUCUUUUGUUUUCUGUCAGCUUAUUUACUUGUUCUGAGUGUUUGAAACCCAAAGUCAAUUAUUCUCUUUAUUUCCUGAAAAUUCUAUCAACUUGCUCAAUGAAUCUUGACAAAAAUAGUUUAUAUAGACACCAAGGAAAGGAACCAUAACUCAAAGACACUUGUUCUCACCAUUUCAUGAAGAACAAGUCCAUGAAAAUUUGAGAUUUUUGUUAAGCUUCUGGUGGAUGCAAGAUUGAGUUAAAAAAAAGGAUUCUUAUAUGGAAGGUGGUAGUAGUGGUGGACAUGGCAGUUUCUUACCCAAUUCUAGCUUUGGUGCAUUCUCUGAGACGGCUACAAAUAUGGACUUCAUGGACGAACUCUUCUUUGAUGGAUGUUGGCUUGAGACAACAGAUGGUAAGAGCUUGAAGCAGACAACACCCACCAACAUGAAUGACAACAACAACAACAACAACAACUCUUUCCUUUAUGAGACAGAGAGAAAGUUUCCUCAAAUAACACCAGGUUCUCUCAAGAUAGAAGAUCUCACAAAUCGACCGAUGAAUCAAGUACCAUCUUACCAGUUUACAGCUAUGAGUUCUACACAAGCAGAUAAGUCUCUCCUUGAAGAAACUGAGAGAGGUAAAAGAUGGUGGAUAGCUCCAAGAACAAGGCAAGGCCCUUCUUCAUCAGUGAAAGAAAGACUAGUACAAGCUAUCAAGGGUCUUAACGAGGCGGUUCAGGAUAAAGACUCCCUUAUUCAGAUAUGGGUGCCAAUCCAACAAGAAGGCAAGAACUUCCUCACCACUUUGGAGCAGCCACACUCCUUCAACCCAAAACACUUGAGUCUUAAAAGAUACAGAGAUGCCUCAGUGGCAUAUAACUUCCUGGCUGAUGAGGAUUCCAAGGAGUCAGUAGGUCUCCCUGGCCGUGUGUUCCUUGGGAAGUUACCUGAGUGGACACCUGAUGUUCGGUUCUUCAGAAGUGAAGAGUAUCCACGCAUCAAAGAAGCUCAGAAGUGUGAUGUUAGAGGAUCAUUAGCCCUUCCUGUGUUUGAAAGAGGUAGUGGGAUUUGUCUAGGAGUUGUUGAGAUUGUCAGAACAACUCAAAAGAUGAAUUACAAGCCAGAGCUUGACAAUAUCUGUAAAGCCCUAGAGGCUGUUAAUCUAAGAAGUUCAGAAAACUUGAAAUCUCCAAGCAGUGAGUUUCUCCAGGUUUAUAAUCAGUUCUACCAUGCAGCAUUACCUGAGGUAUCAAACUUUUUGGCAUCAGUCUGCAGAUCAUAUGAUCUGCCUCUGGCUUUAACAUGGGCACCGUGUGCUAGGCAAGAAGGCAGAGGUGGAUCCAGACACUCUGAUGAGAACUUCUCUGAGUGUGUUUCAACUGUAGAUUCAGCUUGCUUUGUCCUUGACCAACAGAGUUAUCAUGUCCAAGUGGCGUGCUCUGAGCACCAUCUUCUUCAAGGGGAAGGCAUUGUGGGAAAAGCAUUUAAACGAACCAAACUGUUCUUUGUCCCUGAAGUUACCACUUUUAGCAAGACCAACUACUCUCUUGCGCACCACGCUAAGAUCUCUGGUCUGCAUGCCGCUUUAGCUGUCCCUUUGAAAAACAAAUUCAACGGUUCUGUUGAGUUUGUGUUGGAGUUUUUCUUUCCAAAAACUUGCCUUGACACCGAAGCGCAACAAGAAAUGCUCAAGUCACUGUCUGUGACACUGCAGAAUGAUUUCAGGAGCUUGAAUCUUGUCAUUGAUAAAGAGCUAGAGCUUGAAGUGGUGUUUCCUGUAAGAGAGGAGCUACUUUUCUCAGAGAAACCUUUGCCUCUUGAACCUUUGUCUUUGGAAGAGAUCUCUCAAGAAGAUUCCUCAUGGAUCUCUCACAUGAUAAAAGCUAAUGAGAAGGGUAAAGGUGUGUCCCUUUCAUGGGAGUACCAGAAAGAAGAGCCAAAAGAAGAGUUCAUGCUGACAUCUGGUUGGGACAACAACAAUCAGAUUUGCCUUGGCCGUGGCCACAGUAGCUUUGAUUCAGCUUCCUUUGGUGUGGGACAACCAUUGUUAGGAAGUAGAAGACAAGGUGAAAAGAGAAGAACAAAAACAGAAAAGACAAUCGGUUUAGAAGUUCUUAGACAGUACUUUGCUGGAAGCCUCAAAGAUGCAGCCAAGAACAUUGGUGUUUGUCCAACAACAUUGAAAAGAAUAUGUAGGCAACAUGGGAUAACAAGAUGGCCUUCAAGGAAGAUCAAGAAAGUGGGACAUUCUUUAAAGAAACUCCAACUUGUUAUAGACUCUGUUCAAGGUGUUCAAGGCUCUAUCCAACUUGAUUCAUUCUACACAAGUUUCCCAGAGUUAAGCUCCCAGAAUGUAACUGGUACUGGUACUGGUACUGGUACUUACUUCAAGAAUGCUCAAACCGAGAACGGUGUUUCAGCUCAGGGGAUUGCUUCAAAGUCACCACCAUCAUCUUCUUGUAGCCACAGCUCUGGUUCAAGCACAUGCUGCUCAACUGAAGCUAACAAUACUGCUAAUACCUUAACCACUCUGAUGGCUGAAAAUGCUGGAGAAAUCUUGAAGAGAGCUCGCAGCGAGGUAAAACUUCACACCAUGGAGGAAACAAAGCCUAUCUCUAGAACACUGAGCCACAAAACAUUCAGUCAGCAUCCUCUUAGCUCGAAAGCUGGAGGCGCCUCUAAAGUGAAAGCCACGUUCGGUGAGGCCAAAGUACGGUUUACUUUGCUCCCAACAUGGGGCUUCAGAGAGUUGCGUCACGAGAUUGCUAGUCGUUUUAACAUAGAUAAUAAUAAUAUUGAAACCUUUGAUCUUAAGUACUUGGAUGAUGACAAGGAGUGGGUUCUUCUGACGUGUGAAGCGGAUUUGGAGGAGUGUAUAGACAUUUAUAGAUCAUCACAGAGCCGCACUAUCAAGAUCAGCGUUCAUCAAGCUUCUCAAGUCAAGCUGAGAGGCUCUUUUGGUAGUACUGGUCCUGGUCCUUCGUUAUAAGCCAAAUGGAAAGGUUGCUACGUGAAAGGGCAAGGAGAUUCUUCUACUAAUUUAAUAGUGUGUUAGAAACAAAAUGUUACUUACCAUUUUAUAGACUUAGAGGUUGUAUACAUAUUCUCAAUGCCUUUGAUCAUACCAUUAUGCAAGCAGUAGUAGUGGACUCAGCAAUGGUUUUCUGCAUUGGCUUAGUAUAUUUUUUUUGUAUAAUAAGGCGAUUGCAUA